Molecule: messenger RNA, 2010 nt
Organism: Aphanomyces astaci
Lineage: Eukaryota; Oomycota; Saprolegniomycetes; Saprolegniales; Verrucalvaceae
Exons: 7
Coding region: 32-1915 (627 amino acids)
Biological process (GO): protein localization to membrane
Cellular component (GO): membrane
Source: RefSeq, a predicted model, not a curated record
CGGAUUCGUCCCACACAUCAACAAAAAGAAGAUGGUCGGUGUGAGGGCGAUGGCGAUGGCGGCCGCGCUGGGCAUGGCUGCGCUGGCCUCUGGUGAGGACACGAACGAGUACGAGUUGAAGGAUGAGGUGUUUAUCGUGGCCAACACGAUUCGCCCGUCGGCCAACCCAACCGAGACGUAUCACUACUACACGCUGCCGUUCUGUAAACCCAAGGAGCGUCAAUGGGACGACCACGACUUGGGGGAGCUGCUCACGGGGAACCGCAAGAUCGUGACCGACUACCAGGUGUACUUUGGCAUCGACGUACCGUACGGGAAGCUGUGCAAGGUGUCGAUGACGCCGGAGACGGUCAAGGCGUUCUCGGACGCGAUCGAGGACGACUACGUGUUUGAAAUGUACGUGGACAACAUCCGUCUGUCGGCGAUGGUCGGCCAGGCCGUGCAAAAGGACGCGCCACCGGGGAAGAACGUGCUGGAGCAGCACCUCAACAAGUUCGCAGCGGCCUCGACUUACGACUACUACCUCAACACCCACGUGCACUUUGACAUUGCGUACAACGACGCCGACAUUGCGUUGGGGUACGUCGACGACACCGAAGUCAAAUCCCCCGUGCCCAAGUUCGUGAUUGUGGGGGUCAACAUGUCACUGGGAGGGGACAACAAGAAGGCCGAUAACUCGGAGUACCAGUACGCGCUGUCGGAUCUAAGCAAGAAGGAAGCUUCGUUCACGUACUCUGUCAAGUGGCGCAAGGAGGCGGCGUGGACAUGGGAAGACCGCACCGUCAAGGACCCGCUGUUGCCAGAAGUACUCGAGAUCCACUGGCUGUCGAUCAUCAACUCGUUUGUGCUCGUGAUGCUGCUGGUGGCGUUCCUGUCCAUCGUCAUGUUUCGCAUUCUCAAGCAGGACGUGUCCAGGUACAUGGACCCCGAGGAUGGACUCGAUAUCAACGAAGAAACGGGGUGGAAGCUAGUCCACGCCGAUGUGUUCCGCAACCCGCCGUACCUGGUCGUGUUUUGCGCGUAUGUGGGGGCCGGUGCCCAGUUGUUUGCGAUGCUGUUUGGGGUGUUGGCGCUGUCGCUCCUGGAUGUGUUCCAUCCUACCAAGCGCGGCGGCAUCAUGGCGGCGCUGGCGGUGGCGUACCCGCUCACCGCGAGCAUUGGCGGGUACCGGUCGGCGAGCUUGUACAAGCAACUGGGCGGGCAGAAUUGGGUGUGGAACAUUGUCGCAUGUGGACUCGUGAUCCCCGGGCCGCUCUUGGGGGUGUUUGCGUUCUUAAACACAGUGGCCAUCUGGAACGAUUCGUCGGCGGCGCUGCCAUUUGGCACGAUUAUGAUUCUCAUCUGCUUGUUCCUUCUCGUGAACGUCCCCCUUACGAUCAUUGGCGGGAUUGCCGGCCGCAACACCACGAGUGUGUACCAGCCGCCGUGCCGCACCAACAAGAUCCCGCGAGAGAUUCCGCAGCCCCCGUGGUACAAGGCGCCGUGGGUGCACGUGGUGGCGUCGGGGUGUCUGCCGUACUCGGCCGUGUACAUUGAACUGCAUCACAUAUUUGCGGCGAUCUGGGGGCGGCAGAUCUACACGUUGUUUGGGAUUUUGUUUUUGGCGUUCUGGAUGCUCGUGGCUGUGACAGCGUUUAUGACGAUUGCGAUGACGUACUUUCAGCUGGUGGGGGAGGACCACCGGUGGUGGUGGCGAAGCUUUUGGAGCGGCGGUGUCACAGGCGUGUUUGUGUUUGCGUACAGCAUCUGGUACUUUUACACAAGCACGGACAUGGACGGGUUCUUCCAAACCGUCUUCUACUUUGGGUACUCGGCCAUCAUGAGCUACUGCUUCUUCGUCAUGCUCGGCUUCAUCGGGUUCCAGUCCGCGUCGGCGUUUGUCUCGACCAUCUACCGCUCCAUCAAGGUCGAGUAAGCAGCGUGUACCCGCCAAGAUAGGUUUUCAUGGCCAAGUGAAAGUAUACUACCUGUAUAUACAACCAUCAUAAUCGAAUCGUCUUUGGUAGCUAC